This is a messenger RNA of Xyrichtys novacula (pearly razorfish), 864 nucleotides long. The record is from the annotation of a GenBank genome assembly. NCBI's taxonomy places the organism in Eukaryota, Metazoa, Chordata, Actinopteri, Labriformes, Labridae.
AUGCCGAUGGACUUGGCCUUACCCCUGUACCUGUCCAAAGAGGAUUUUGUCUACAGGACUCCUCCUAAAUCCUGUAAACCAGCCCUCAGCUCCUGCCUCCGGUUCCAGAACUCUCACCUGGUGGACCAGACCACACCUGAGGACAGCCGGUCCACAGAGGACUCCAGGAAACCCAAAAAGCAUGUGACGUUUGCCGACCACAGAGGACUGUCGCUCACCAAAGUGAAGGUCUUCUCCCAGUUCAACGACCCCAUCGAGAUCCCCUUUAGGAUCCAGGAGAUGUUCAGCUCGGCGCUCUGCUUCACGCCAGAGGAGGAGGACCGGCUGGUUCUGGACUUCGCUCAGCCGUCCUCGGACUACCUGAGCUUCCGUCAGCACCUGGAGAAGAACCUGGUGUGUCUGGAGCACUGCGUGUUGAAGGAGAAGGUGUUGGCAGGGACGGUGAAGGUGAAGAAUGUGUCCUUCGAGAAGUCGGUGAAGCUGCGGGUGACCUUUGACACCUGGAAGAGUCAACAGGACUUGGACUGUGUGUACGUGAAGGACGCGUACCCCAGCGCGUACAGCGACACCUUCUCCUUCAGAGUGUCUCUGCCUGAGCAGCUCCAGGUCAUGGAGCGGGUUGAGUUCGCCAUCCGUUACGAGGUGGGCGGGGCCGAGUACUGGGACAGCAACCAGGGGGACAACUACAGGAUCGUGUGGUCGUCCUUGAAGCGGGACUUCCGGAACGCCUGCAGCCGCCGCCGUACAGACUCCUAUGACUUUGGGAUUCACUUUGAUCGCUACGGCAGCCCCACAUGCUCACACGGGAUCUUCCCUGAUUGGCUGAGUUACGCCGGAUACGAAAACAGCGGGCCGUACUACUGA